Messenger RNA from Cervus elaphus (red deer), 7262 nucleotides. It is a transcript of the gene PRP4K, whose product is annotated as pre-mRNA processing factor 4B. The transcript is spliced from 15 exons. Lineage: Eukaryota; Metazoa; Chordata; Mammalia; Artiodactyla; Cervidae. Gene Ontology annotation, molecular function: ATP binding; protein serine/threonine kinase activity. The record is from RefSeq and is a predicted model, not a curated record. Gene Ontology annotation, biological process: peptidyl-threonine phosphorylation; peptidyl-serine phosphorylation; mRNA cis splicing, via spliceosome. Bases 50 to 3172 code for a protein of 1040 amino acids.
GGAUUUUUCGAGCGACGCCGAGCUCCACGGGUCCCGACGCUGUCGGCACAUGCGCGACGGCCCCGUUCCCUCUUCCUCCGCCUCCCCUGGCUUCCGCCGGCCGCGGAGCCGCCGCCACCGCCGCCGAGGAGUCAGGAAGUUCAAGAUGGCCGCCGCGGAGGCGCCGUCGCUGCGGGAACAGCCAGAGAUGGAAGAUGCUAAUUCUGAAAAGAGUGUUAAUGAAGAAAAUGGAGAAGUAUCAGAAGACCAGUCUCAAAAUAAGCACAGUCGUCAUAAGAAAAAGAAACAUAAACACAGAAGUAAACAUAAGAAACAUAAACAUUCUUCAGAAGAAGACAAGGAUAAAAAGCAUAAACAUAAGCAUAAACAUAAGAAACACAAAAGAAAAGAGGUCAUUGAUGCUUCUGACAAAGAAGGUAUGUCUCCAGCAAAAAGAACUAAACUUGAUGAUUUAGCUUUGCUGGAAGACUUGGAGAAGCAGAGAGCCUUGAUUAAAGCUGAACUCGAUAAUGAGUUAAUGGAAGGAAAGGUCCAGUCUGGGAUGGGCCUCAUAUUACAAGGUUAUGAGUCCGGCUCUGAAGAAGAGGGGGAGAUCCACGAAAAGGCAAGAAAUGGAAAUAGGUCUAGUACUAGAUCUUCAAGUACGAAGGGGAAACUUGAACUUGUGGACAAUAAAAAUAGUACAAAAAAGCGAAGUAAAAGCAGAUCCAAAGAACGGACUAGACAUAGGUCUGAUAAAAAGAAAAGUAAGGGAGGUGUUGAAAUAGUUAAAGAGAAGGCAGCGAGGAGCAAGUCAAAGGAGAGGAAAAAGUCGAAAAGUCCCUCCAAAAGAAGUAAGUCUCAAGAUGAAGCCAGAAAGUCCAAGUCGCCCACCCUUAGACGGCGCUCUCAAGAGAAGGUUGGGAAGGCCAGAUCUCCUGUCGAUGACAAGGUUAAAGUCGAAGAUAAAACUAAGUCAAAGGAUAGGAAAAAAUCCCCUGUUAUAAAUGAAAGUAGAAGUCGUGAUCGAGGCAAGAAAUCUAGAUCCCCAAUCGACUUGAGAGGUAAAUCCAAAGACAGAAGGUCACGGUCCAAAGAGAGAAAAUCAAAACGGUCUGAAGCCGAUAAAGAGAAGAAGCCAGUCAAGUCUCCCUCUAAAGAUGCUUCCUCUGGGAAAGAAAACAGGUCACCCAGUAGAAGACCUGGUCGCAGUCCCAAAAGAAGAAGUUUGUCUCCGAAACAGCGUGAUAAGUCAAGAAGAAGUCGAUCCCCACUCUUGAAUGACAGGAGGUCUAAACAGAGCAAGUCACCUUCUCGAACCCUGUCUCCUGGCAGGAGAGCCAAGAGCCGGUCCUUGGAAAGAAAACGCAGGGAGCCUGAAAGGAGACGCCUCUCUUCCCCAAGAACACGACCUCGAGAGGACAUCCUCAGUAGGCGGGAAAGGUCCAAGGAUGCCAGCCCGAUCAGUAGGUGGUCUCCAGCUCGAAGACGAGCCAGUAGAUCUCCUGUUAGGAGGAGGUCCCGUUCCCCCCUCAGACGGAGCCGGUCUCCCAGAAGAAGAAGCAGGUCUCCUCGGAGAAGGGACAGAGGUCGGAGGAGCAGAUCACGCCUGAGAAGGCGGUCUCGAUCACGGGGUGGGCGCAGACGUAGGAGCAGAAGCAAAGUCAAGGAAGACAAAUUUAAAGGAAGUCUUUCUGAAGGAAUGAAGGUCGAGCAGGAAUCGUCAUCUGAUGACAACCUUGAAGACUUCGAUGUUGAGGAGGAAGAUGAAGAAGCCUUGAUAGAACAGAGAAGAAUACAAAGACAGGCCAUCGUUCAGAAAUACAAAUACCUUGCUGAUGACAGCAACAUGUCGGUGCCGUCGGAGCCCAGCAGCCCCCAGAGCAGCACCCGCUCCCGCUCCCCUUCUCCUGACGACAUCCUGGAGCGCGUGGCUGCCGACGUCAAGGAGUACGAGCGAGAGAACGUCGACACGUUUGAGGCCUCGGUCAAAGCCAAGCAUAAUCUGAUGACCGUUGAACAGAAUAAUGGUUCAUCUCAGAAGAAGCUGUUGGCACCUGAUAUGUUUACAGAAUCUGAUGAUAUGUUUGCUGCCUAUUUUGAUAGUGCGCGUCUGCGAGCUGCUGGCAUCGGAAAAGAUUUCAAAGAGAAUCCCAACCUCAGGGAUAACUGGACUGAUGCAGAAGGCUAUUACCGUGUGAACAUAGGUGAAGUCUUGGAUAAGCGUUACAAUGUGUACGGCUACACGGGUCAAGGUGUGUUCAGUAACGUGGUCCGAGCGAGGGAUAACGCGAGGGCCAACCAGGAGGUGGCCGUGAAGAUCAUCAGAAACAACGAGCUCAUGCAAAAAACUGGCUUAAAAGAAUUAGAAUUCUUGAAAAAACUGAAUGAUGCUGACCCUGAUGACAAGUUUCAUUGUUUGCGACUCUUCAGACAUUUUUAUCACAAGCAGCACCUGUGCCUGGUGUUUGAGCCUCUAAGUAUGAAUUUACGAGAGGUGUUAAAAAAAUACGGUAAGGAUGUUGGCCUUCAUAUUAAGGCUGUCCGAUCCUAUAGUCAGCAGUUGUUCUUGGCUCUGAAACUCCUUAAAAGAUGCAAUAUCCUCCAUGCAGAUAUCAAGCCAGACAAUAUCUUGGUUAAUGAAUCAAAAACUAUACUAAAGCUCUGCGACUUUGGGUCAGCCUCACAUGUUGCGGAUAAUGACAUAACGCCUUACCUUGUCAGUAGAUUUUACCGCGCUCCUGAAAUCAUUAUAGGUAAAAGCUAUGACUAUGGUAUAGAUAUGUGGUCUGUAGGUUGCACCUUAUAUGAACUCUAUACUGGAAAAAUUUUAUUUCCUGGCAAAACCAAUAACCACAUGUUGAAGCUCGCCAUGGAUCUCAAAGGAAAGAUGCCAAAUAAGAUGAUUCGGAAAGGCGUAUUUAAAGACCAACAUUUUGAUCAAAACCUCAACUUCAUGUACAUAGAAGUUGAUAAAGUAACCGAGAGGGAGAAAGUUACUGUCAUGAGCACCAUUAAUCCAACUAAGGACCUGUUGGCUGACUUGAUUGGGUGCCAGCGACUUCCUGAAGACCAACGUAAAAAAGUACACCAGCUGAAGGACUUGUUGGACCAGAUCCUCAUGUUGGACCCGGCUAAGCGGAUUAGCAUCAACCAGGCCCUGCAGCACGCCUUCAUCCAGGAGAAGAUUUAACUGAGAUGAAGAAGCUCCAAGGGUUUGAGUAACUAAAUACAAAGACUGAAGAAAUUUCACAGCAGUUUAUUAAUGUAUAUAAACUUAUAAAUAUUUCUCCAGCAAAUUUGAGGAAGCAUGAUAUAUUUGAAUUAACACCAAGGGUGAUAUUUCUUUUAGAAAUGUUAGUUAAUCUGUUUUGUGUCUUAUGUGAAAUCUCACUGUAGAACUGUUUUAAUCGCCAAGACUGCACAGAAUUACAGUGCUAAUGUAAAUGGUUGCAGUUCACAUAAAAGACAAAAGCACCUGUUAUAAAAUGAGUAGUAAUAUGGGUGGUUGAUUUACUUUAGCAAACUUGGCUUCAUUUUGGGCUUCAGAUGAAGUGGCCAGCAUAAAUGCUAUUUAUAUUCACGUUUUCCUAGGUGUGUGUGUGCGGGCACAGCAGCAUGCCCUGGGUGUAGUCAGUGCCGGAGGGCCUGUUCCUUCUUGAGCCUGCCUGCAGGGACGGCCUCCUCUUUUAAAGCAGGUUCUCUGCAGCACUCAGUACACUGAAGGUAAGCUGGACCAUCAACACCCCGCUGUGUCAGAUGUUACUUUACCGGGACAGUUGGCAAAUGAGGGGCGCUAGCGUUGUGGCAGAAUUCCCCGCAUGUGUGAGAGCUGCUCUUGUUUUAUUUUUUGGCAUCACAACUGUGGAGUAGUUACAGUUUCUGUUCUGUUCAUCACAUUUGCAAUUUGAAGAGAAUGCGCUUGAUGGAUAGAGCGCCUUCAGUGUACUGUUUCUUAGCAACUUUCCUUUUUUUAAAUCAACUUGCUAUAGACUUUAUACACAUUUUGUUAAAUACAGUUCCUAGUGACAGAAACAGUGCGUAGUUCCCUUUACUGAUAACACAUGUUGAGGCCUAAUUCUGGAAGUCCUCAUAUUUAAAAGCUAGAUAGACAACGUAAUGAAAUUUUUAACUAUUUGUAUGUCAUUUUGAAAGUGUAUGCUUUAUGGUAAAAAGUGUUUUUCAUUUGUUCAUUGUUUUCAUUAUUUGUGAUCAUGUUGUCUUUCAAUACAGGCAUAAACCUUCCACUCUUGAACAAAGCAGCUGCUUUUUAAAAGCGGUAAUUGCUUCUUUACCUUUUAUUUCUUUUGUAAAAUGAAGCUUUUCUUUAAGGAUGUGACUUUAAAGUGUUGUCUACUGCAUAAAACAGUUGACCCUCACUUACUGUAAAGUGAAGAUUGUUCUGCUGCAUGUGCGUGGACCAUGCAGAUUUCUGUAUGUUAUCAGUAUGCAUCACUAGAUAAUAAAGUCUUUUGUGAACAAGGCAUUGGUAGCCAUUUUUAAAAGUUUUUGUCUUCAGUGCUGGUAAGUCAGGUAAACCACGUAGAAUGAAAAGCAACCUUGCGUUUCUUCCUUUAAUUCUUUAACUGAAAGAAUUACUCGCUAAAGGUGUAACCUAACCAGAAAUGUAUAAUUUUAUUAAUAUUAGGAUCCUAAUUAUGUCAUCAAAAAAUUCUACCAGUAUUGUCAGCUUUCAGUGUAGUGAGGUAGUUCCUGUAGGUUGUGGGGUAGCGUCCAGGAUUUAACUAAUGUUUCUGCUGUUUUCUCACUUUUCCUUCUGAUGGUGCGGAAAGAGAAAAGGAGACGGGGCACAGGCCACUCACCGCCUUCUCCAGGGUCUGAUUUGCUGAGACACCAGCUGCACCUUCUUAACAAGGUUAUUUCUGACAGCAUGUGUAGAUAAACAUUUAGCAACAGUUUAAAUCAAAGUCAUGUCAAUCAGUUUGGUUUUGCAACACAAAGGGAGUAGUAACUUUUUUAACAUGGUAGCAGAGAAUUUUCAGAAAUGUAAUCUUUUCUGUUUGGGUGGUAAAAUCAAUGCUUGUCUCCCUGAGGCGUGUGGAAAAGAAUCAGAUUUUUAGAGGUUAACAUACUAUUUUAAAAUUGUAAAUGGGAUUUUUUUAUUCACCCAGGCACCUAAGUACAACACGCAUGCACGUUUUGGUGCAUUCAAGAAUGGAAAAUCAGAGUAGCAGCCUCCUUCUGGUGGGUUUUGCUCCAUUUAAAGGCAUGAAAUGACCUGCAGCCCGGAAGGUGCAGAUGCCAUCCUAGGCCAGCUCUGACUCUGUGCCCCCCUCUCCGUGUGGUUUAGCCCUAAAAGCCGACGUGAGCGCCAGGCGUGCUCGCCUCAGGCGGUGAGGCCUUGUAAGCAAGGCUCACGGCGCAGCUCUCCUGCCGGAACUAAACGUAGCGCUUUCCCACCAUGUUCGCUCUGGCGGACAGAGACGUGCUGCACAGUCGAGUGUUUCCCACAGAUUGUCACUCAAAGUAGUUAACAUUUGUAUGUUUCUGGUGACUUUUCAUGGCUUCGUUUUGUAUACUUAUUUAAGUAAGUUAACUUCCACUAGAAACAGUUCAUCUUAUGCCUUCAAAACUGUUACGCGUUCUUUAAAAAAAAAAAAAAAACAAAGUUGCUUGUUACUUGUUCUUUGUGUUUUAGGUGCAGCUCAGUGGAAGAUGAUGGGACCAGAAGACAUGAGCUAAGGUUUCUGUCCUAUAAAAGAUUUCAGAAAAAAGAACCCUCCAUUUAAUUUCUGUCUGGUUUUUCCGUUUCCAGCAUGAUGAUGUAGGGUGCAUUGCUGUCUCGGUUCUCAGAGUAGUGCUCCCGUGUCCCUUGUAAAGUGCUCGCUCAUCACGCUUCCUGCCCCGCCCCGCCCUCCCCGGAGUGACAGGAGGUGUCAGGCCCGGCAGUGUUAGUGUGGACGGGGUUGUCAGAGUCGGUCCCUGCAGACUGCUAGGAAAGCCACAGCCGCCAAGAGCGUCCGUCCGGAGGCAGCCUUCCGCCGCGGGGGGCGUGCUUCUUGGCCGAUGCCCAGGGGUAGAAAGAAGGCCUCAGUGCUGCUCAGCUCCCGGGGGCCCCGCCGUGGUCCUCAAGAGGAGUGAGAGGGGCGUCCCCUAGGUCGCUGGCAUUCCGGACUCGGGACUCCUGCGUUGCCUCCGUGAGCGGGCUUGGUCCUCGCCCGCGGAGCGGUAUGGGAGCCCGCGGUCUCCAGCGGAGACCUGGGGCUCUGCGGGGCCGCGGGGCAGGGCCAGGCGGCGGGCAGGCCCCCCAGGCGGGAGUGCCUGUGUCGCCGCUCUGCCGUUUCUCUCAGGAAGGUUUGGCUUUAUUGCACGGUGUGGCAAAAAUGGUAUCAAGUGAUUGUGAGACUUGAGGGUCUGUAAGUCCUAGAACGUGACCCACAGAGCGUAGUUUUCUCUGUAGUUGGUGGAGUGGUUGAGGCUACACGUCUUAGGAUCAUUUUUCGGGUAGACCUGUUGUCCACCAAGGUUAAAUAAACCUUAGGACCCUCCCAGCAUGAGCUCACCCUCAGUUCUUAUUAAUAGCAUCCUUCUCCUUUAUUCCCCAAUGCCUGUUUCAUUCCACUCUUUUUCUCAAAAUAAUUUUUGUGUUUAAAAAAAAAACACUUUUUUUAGUCACUGUAAUUACCACUUUCUUUCCCUGAGACAUACUCAGGACAUGUCUUUGGUAUGUGGUGGAGGCAGUGAGCUGUGACUUGUCCUGGGGUGCAGGCCGCCUCCUUUCCACCUGUAGUUUAUCGUGGUUUCAUAGUGGAACUCUAACUAGCUGGGGAGAAAGAAUCCCUGCAGCAGGAAUCCCGUGUCUUCAGAUGCAGGUCAAGCAGUUGAGGAUUUCCCUUCUAAAUACUGAGAUAGAAAAGAAGCCAGAUGUCACAUGCAGUCACUUAGUUGGGACAGCUUCCUGACGUGCUUUCUUUUUCAUAGCAUCCUAGUUCAGAUGUGAAUUUUUAUAGAAGUGUUCACUACAAAUUCAUUUGUUUUUUAUGUCAAUUAAUGUGCACCAAAUUGACUUUUAAAAUGCUUUCCGGUUACUUUGAUAGAUUUCAUCAUCGUGGCAUCUUUCUCUUCUCCUUCCACAUGUAGGGUAAGGGACUGUUCUUCUGAAGAAUCUUUGCAUUUAGUGAUCAAGAUACGGAAGCUGACCUCUGAAAAUGCUCAAUAUGUAUCCUAAUUAUUCCCAGUGUCCUUUGAGUUGUAACUUGCAUUUCAGCAGCAAUGUUCCCAAUUGACCUACUAGGAAAAUGUAAUAAACACGCCUCUUGUUA